AUGACCUCCUGUCAAGAUCAACAAUUCUUGUUGUCCAUUGGAAUGGAACGAAGCAUACAGUUGAUUGGCCCAGAAAUUUCACAAUUGAGCCUUCAAACUCAAGGACCUGGUCUUGUGGAAAACACACAGGCUCAUGUGAGACUUGCUGGCAACAACACACAGGUCCAUCGACGUAUCAGAUCAUUUCGUGUGAGACGAGUCGGCGAGGAGAGGUUCGUUCUGGCUGGUCAAUCAUUGCAGUCUGCCAUAAUACACACCAGAAAGCUUGUCUCUGAUCUUACUGGAGUCAGUAUCAUGGCCCUUCAGCAUGCCAAGGAAGAGACCGAAAUACGCUGGGGUACAUGGCUGGUUACAAAAUUGAGCAAAACAAAUCCUUCAUGCCAUGCAGACUCGGGUCUGCGUCAAGUAGCUGAUAUCAAUCGAGCCAACUCCCAAACAACUGUGUGCGAUCACAUCAAGACGACAUCACACCAUGAUUUGGAUACGGCUUAUGUCGAAUCAACGCAUUCAGAAUGCAGCCGGACCCAUGAACACCGAUAUCAUGGUACAAUCGUUCAUCAUGAGUCAAUGCUUGGUGAUACCAGCGCUUCUGGGAUCGAUAUUGUAUCUGCUGGUCUCAAUAGUACUGUGUCUGGCCCUCAAUCCUUGAAACCCAAGGGAUCAGAAAAGAACGUUGAGGAAGCAUUGCUAUCUGCAAAAAGCCAACAGCACUUGGAGGCUGAGCCAGUAUUUUCAUCAACAAGGCGGAGUGAGGCUAAUAAUAGACGAGGUCCUGUCUCGAAGUCAACCAGGGCUAGACAAUCAUUCAGCUCUGCAAAUGCAAAACUUUACCGCGUGGAACGAUUAGAUGAUACCUGCUUCAAAUACAAUGGGAAGUGGGUGAAGUCUGCUACUGUACAGACAAUAAAGCCUUUGAGUAUUCUCAUCGGCUUUGAUGUCAGCAGCAUCCGAAGGGCUUUACGCAAGAAGGGCAUUUUGAAGGGUGUUGUCAACAAGGAUUGGAAAGUCAAAGAUCUAGGCAAGAAUCCUCACACGUACUUUGCCAUUCAGUACCUAUUCUAUUCGCUCCCCCUUACCAUGCCUCAACACAACGAUUCACACCAACAAAUCACCAUAAGUCAGGCCGACCUGGCCGCUGCUAUACAGCAGGCUGUACAGACAGCUUUACGACAAGCUGCACCGCCUCAGGUACCAUCUACACUAGGCCAGGGGUCGUAUAGCCCCAUGAUACCCGGCACGACCCAUAAUACCGCAAAUAAUGAUAAUACAGGUCCUUUUCAUAAUCGAUUUCCUCCCGCUCCUUCCAUUACCCACAGCCCGCAUAGCUAUGGGCAUACCCCCCCAGCAAUUAGUCGAAACACCAUCCAGAACUUUAACUCAAUCCACCCCUCCACCGCUUCGUCUUCGUCCCAGAACAUCCGACCGGGCUCUCCUUUCGCUUCCUAUCUCACCAGUGGCCGCAAAGGGAAAGCUCCGGCCCGCCAAACACAGAUUACACCUGGUCCUCCCGUCUCAAUUUGCAAAGAGAAGGAGACAAUUGUGUACUACCUCAAAUCCUCGGCUGUUAUUUCGGACCGGCUGACACUUCGCAAGGGUGCAGAGGCGGUCAAGGAGUGGUUAGCUGCUGAGGGUUUUGGGAAACCUCUCUGGAUAUCUGCAAACGCACAUGCCUCCGCUAUCGCCGCAACGGUUCAGGAGCUCUUCCGGCGUGAGGGUAUCAAUGAACAGUGGUGUUGGGCCAAGACCAAUCCUCACAGCCAUCGGUUCGAGCCUGCCACAUGCCGACCAUCGUCGAGCUCGUUCAACCAGGUAAAGGCCCUGUUUGAACGUUCUGGCUGCGCCUACAUCGUCGAUGGACAUGUCAACGAUCGAGAUUUCACCUACACCGCCCCGGACUAUACCCACCAGGAGGAAGUAGCCUCCCGGCAGUUCUACACGACCAUCCGAAACCUCCAAAACACUGCAUCGGGCAAGGACGAUGAGGACGAAGACGUUGAGGAUGAUGACGAUAUGUGGACCUGCAUCGCCUGUGGCAAGUCUGUCAAGAUGAUCUCCAAACGUCGUCAUACGGGUCACUGUCAACGUUACAAGAUUUACCGCACUGAACGGAACGGUCGAGACGGUCGAGAAUCACCAACACCGUCCGUUUUCACUGAAGCAUCCACUCCCCGGCUGGUACCGACCCCUCGUCUUGUCGAUGCCUUUCCAGAUGCUAUGCCGGUCCCCAGGGCUCAUCAGUCGGGUCCCUCUACAUCCAGCAGCACUGGUCGAACUUCAGGGAUGGCGGACAUGUCCCUCGAGACUGCCGGUUUCGUUGAUCGCGCUGAGCCACUGUUCUUCACUGACCAGGCUACACCAGCUCCAUCUCCCCUGGCGUCUACAGCUACACUCCAGACUCCUAGCAUGGAGGAUCUAGCCGGUCCCCUACAAGAGGAUCUCGCCGCAGUGCGGCAGAACCGAUGGAAUGAUCAAGCUGACGAAGGUUGGAGUGGAUUCGACCUUGACGGACGUCAGGCAUCUCUCGAACGAGAGCGGUCGAUCGACGCUGACGUCUUAGGUUUGAUCAACCUGUCCCAGGAUGAGCCGCCCAGAGGUAGCCAGCCUCGAGCUCACACCCCCGAGGACAGGCAGGCUGUCCAAAGCGCAAGAGACCGACCAGAUGACCGACCGGUCGGUGAGGUCGUCGGUGAGGUCGCUCGAACCGAACAUAGCCGUCCAGAUCGUUUGCCAAGUCCGAUUGAGGAGAGCCAACGGACUGUCAGGGAUAGCCCCUCUCCCGGACCCGCCACCCCUGCGCAGAGGAGUAUUCAGAACGCCUCUGGCAGGACAAUUGCGCAACCUCAAGAACGUUCCGUGACUCCCGAAAUCCAAUACGCGGGAGAGACAGGUCGGCCGAUAGCGGCAAAUCCCGCCCGACCACAACCUCUGGGGGGUAGACGACGUGCCAUAGAAGCCACCCUGAGAGAUAUGCAAGCACUGUUGCAAGGUCUUGAUGAGGGAAGUCGCGCUAGGGCGUUAUCGGCCAUCCAGCAGGGUGAUCCUCUGCUGGCUUCACGUCACAUCCGUAAUCGGUUCCGGUCGGGCAAUCUGGACAACCCAGAAGGAGAUGUCAAUGAUCCUGUACCGCCCUAUGCAAGAGAAGUCCGUAUUGGGGAAGUCCUUAUGCAAGCAGGGCCUCCCGAGGGAUUCGGUCUUGCAGCAGAAGCCGGGAUGACGCCUCCGAGGGAGAUCCCGCACCAAGUCGAGCCUGUCUCUGUCCCGGGCGUUCCUCCCCCGCAGGACGAACGUCCAGCUGCGUACUCAGACCGCAGUGGUCCGGUUCCUCCGUUGCCGCCUCCAGUCAGGCCUGCAGUUGAGCCUUCGGUCGAUCAACCUCCUCCUCCCUCUCUCCCUGCAAGGGGACGAGGCUAUCGCCGACGACGAUCGCCCAGACCUCAGGAGGGUCGCCCUCGUCCUGAGCCUGCCACUGAGCCUGCCACAUUGGCGAACAGGCGUGCAGCUGCGAUAAACAACAUUUGUAGGGGUCGGAGUGGACCGUCUGAGAGGGGGAGAGGGAAUCGUGCUGGAGAAGAGGGUGGUCCGAGGAUGCUGUCGGGCGUUGGUUGCCCCUUGAUCGUCCCAUGCGAAGUUCAUCGUCCUGCAGCGCAGGGGAACGUCUUGGCCGACCAUGUGCUUGUUCUUCAGUAUCGUAGCGCUUGGUCACGUUGGGUCGAUGAUGAGAGAUUAGGCGCACCCUGGAAGAAGUACUGCCCUUGUAAGCCGGGGAUUUGGGCGAGGGGUUCCGAGCGAAAGACAAUGGUCGGUGACAUUGGGGUGCAGGCUCGCGAAACCGUUGGUGUUGCCUUCACUCCCUCAACGACCGCCGCAAACUACACCGACGGCUUCGACCCGCAAUGCUUCUUGCUCGUCGAUGUCGAUGUCGAUCCUGCCCUCGUGGCAAUCUUCCAAGUUCUCGGCGAUCGCCACCAUUCGGUGGUCGGCCUCAACCUCGAUGGCGGCGGCAGCGGUCGACCCAGAGGGACCACGGCGGAGGUCCGCGCUCACGGCCGAAAACUCCUGAAUCCGCUCGGCCAACAUGUUGUUGGCUGGCUCUCCAAGAGCAGUGGCGGCCAUCGAGUUCAGGACUCCGAGACCCACCUCCAUCCCUCCGAUCGCUCGGUCGAGCCGGGCAGCCAAACCGUUCACCCACUCCUGGCUCAGCCCAGUUGUACUGGGACCUGCCGCGGGCGGGUCAACGUGCCUGGGCUCGUCGUUGAACGAGCACUUCGCACGAACCGCCACGCAGUGGGAGCAGGAGCGCUCCUUCUUGGAGUUUGGGUUUCUCCAGCAACCCCACCACGGUUCGUCCCCACCCUUCGAGGCUCCGAGGCUACGACAGGUGUCGCACCUCUCGUCUCCGAGAAACUCGACCGCACCGGGAUCUUCUUGGCGCCGUUUCGCCUUCUGAGAGAAGUCAUACAACAAAGAUCAGCUCCACCAACUCUUGACCGACCAGUCGGGGAGGAUCGGUCACUUACCGCGUGGUUCAGGAGCGUCCCCGCACUCGGCUCCUGCUUGACCUCGGGCUUGAUCUCAGCCUUGGCCUGGCCCCUACCACCCUUGGUGGAUGUCGCCCUACCUUUACCCUUGGUGGGCGUCGCGGCAGGGGACGAGGUGGCAGGCUUGGGCUUCCUGCGAGGAGACUUGGCCGGGGACGAGGCGGCCGAGGUGGCAGCGCGAUCUGCCCUGCCUCCCGUUGGUCGGGAUCGUCCGACCCUUGUCGAGCCUCACGUCUGGCUCGAGGAGAUGUCGCCGACCCAAGAGGGGCGAUCGGCCGGGUGCCCAAAGGGGAAGGACUCUCGGGACGCCGAGAGCGACGGCGCUGCAAAACGAACUGGAAAGAACAAGCGCAAGCAAGUGAAACAUGAACAUACCAUCCUCCCCAGCCAACUCCAUCUCGUCCAUCACCCCUCCAUCAUCAUGCCCCGCCCUGCCUGGCGUUGGCGUCCUGACGGCCAGAACGUCCUCCUCCAUCGGCACAUCGACGUCCUGUUCGAAGUCCUGUUGAGGCCCCUCCAUCCCGACAUCUUCGAGGUCCCUUUCGACAACGGGCUCCGCCUGUUCUUGCCCGUUACUCUCUAUAUAGCAAAGAAGCAAUGA
Molecule: messenger RNA, 5139 nt
Organism: Filobasidium floriforme
Lineage: Eukaryota; Fungi; Basidiomycota; Tremellomycetes; Filobasidiales; Filobasidiaceae
Exons: 12
Coding region: 1-5139 (1712 amino acids)
Source: RefSeq, a predicted model, not a curated record